This is a messenger RNA of Octodon degus (degu), 441 nucleotides long. RefSeq names its product ubiquitin-conjugating enzyme E2 D3-like. Lineage: Eukaryota; Metazoa; Chordata; Mammalia; Rodentia; Octodontidae. Gene Ontology annotation, biological process: protein polyubiquitination; ubiquitin-dependent protein catabolic process. The transcript has a single exon. The record is from RefSeq and is a predicted model, not a curated record. Bases 1 to 441 code for a protein of 146 amino acids. Gene Ontology annotation, molecular function: ubiquitin conjugating enzyme activity. Gene Ontology annotation, cellular component: nucleus.
AUGGCUCUGAAGCGGAUUCAAAAGGAGCUCUGCGGUCUCGCUCGUGAUCCACCAACCCAUUGCUCUGCCGGACCCAUGGGUAAUGACUUGUUCUUCUGGCAGGGGACCAUAAUGGGUCCCAAUGAUAGCCCCUACCAGGGAGGCGUUUUUUCCUUAAAUAUCCAGUUUCCUUCGGAUUAUCCAUUUACACCACCCAAGAUAACAUUUACCACCCGAAUUUUUCACCCAAGUAUCAGUCGAAAUGGAAACAUCUGUCUAGAUCUCAGGAAGCAGUGGUCACCAGCGUUCACAAUUUGCAACGUACUGUUAUCCAUCUUUUCCAUGUUGUGUGAUCCCAAUCCUGACGAUUCUUUAGUUCCUGAAAUCGCCAAGCUCUACCUCAGGAAUAGGGGAGACUAUGACCGAAUCGCUAGAAAAUGGACGAAGAAGUACGCCAUGUGA